Molecule: messenger RNA, 807 nt
Organism: Cyprinodon variegatus (sheepshead minnow)
Lineage: Eukaryota; Metazoa; Chordata; Actinopteri; Cyprinodontiformes; Cyprinodontidae
Product: proline-rich protein HaeIII subfamily 1-like
Exons: 3
Coding region: 1-807 (268 amino acids)
Source: RefSeq, a predicted model, not a curated record
AUGGUUGCCAGAACUUUCGCCGAAACAGAUAUAACGCACCAUGAUGCUCCUGCAGAGAUGGAUGGAGGCCACCAGGAGCUUUAUUCAAAGAAAAAAUGCCAAGAGUGCCGAAAAGGCAAACCCCCAGAGCACCAAGGCAAACACCGGGGACCCAAAGCCCCAGAUGCCCAAAGGUACCCCAAGAGCAAAGGCGUUCAGGAGGAGCCAACCCAGGAUAUCCGACCCCCCGCCAAGGGAGGAGGAGAGACAGCCCAGCGGAAAUCCCCCAGCCACCCUAAUACCAGAGCCACCGGGAGCUGCGGGGACGAAUCCGCUGGCUCUGCUGGCAGCCAGCCACCCAGAGGUGGAUCCAGCCACGGACCACAGGGACCCGAGGCACCAGGGCGCCCCACCCCCUGGCGGGAACCCUGUCCGGGCCCCGACGGGCCAGGUCCCACGGAGCAGCCGCCAGGAAUAGGCCAGCACCCGCCCAGGCAUUCACCCCCAAACAUCGAUCACCACCAUGCCACACCCGUGCCCAAACCAGUCAACCCCCAGCAAAAGGUCCCACAUGAAGAAGACUGUCCAGGGGACACGUCCCACAUGCCCUGCACAGGCCUACCAACCCCUACUAACCCCCUACUAACCCCUCCCCUAAAAACCCUAUUCAUCCCUCCCUCCACACCCUUUGGGGAGAGCAGAAAUGACAGCCCAAGCACCGGCAGGCACCCCAGCCCCGGCAACAGCCCACCGCCAAGCCCCCGUACUAGGGGGCUCAAUCUUCCUCCAGGCCCCAGACUCCGGACGGCAGCCGGAGAACAGGGGUGA